UUUUCUGAAAACGCCGACGUUUCUCGUUUUUCGGGCCAACUCAUCGGUCUUUUGACUCAGAAUAUGUUUGUUUUUAGCUCAUAAAGAUAUGAGUGGUAAUUCCUUUGGUGUAUGAAAAGUAACUUUCAGAAUUGUUAAAACAUGGAGGUACAUUAUCUCGUUUUCCUUUUGAGUAUCUUCUGGCAUGGUUGCCAAGGUAUAAUGUGGAGUUUGGCACCAAACACCCAAAAGUGUUUAAAGGAAGAAUUACACGCUAAUGUGCUUGUUGCUGGUGAAUAUGAAGUGGGAGAGGCUUCCGGACAGCGAGUAGAUUACAUAGUUAGGGAUUCAAAAGGACACAUACUGUCACAGAAGGACUCAAUAGCGAAAGGAAAGUUCACAUUUGUCACUGAAACAUAUGACACAUUUGAAGUUUGUUUUAUAUCAAAAGUGCCCCCAGAGCGCAGGGGUGUCAGUCAAGAAGUUUUCUUAAACAUUAAAGUUGGAUUUGAGGCUAAAAAUUAUGAGGGUAACACUUGGAUUGGUGAGGCGGCCAAGCUGAAGCCAAUGGAGUUGGAGUUGAAGAGAUUGGAAGAUCUCUCAGAAGCUAUUGUUCAAGACUUUACUCUCAUGAGGAAGAGAGAGGAGGAGAUGCGAGAUACCAACGAAUCCACAAACAACCGAGUUCUAUUCUUCAGUAUAUUCUCUAUGGUAUGCCUGUUGGGGUUGGCCACUUGGCAAGUUCUAUAUCUGCGUCGCUACUUCAAAGCCAAGAAGCUAAUUGAAUAACCUUAUUAAUAAAGCUGGUGAAGCGGCACAGUUCCUCCAACUUUUUGUAUCCAAAUAUAUUUUUUUUUGUUUCAAAAUGUGGAGCAGUGCAUAUACUGCGUUGAACAAAGGUUCCACAGAUAAUAAUGAUCUUUUUUAAAAUUAAUUUCUACCAAUUUAUGAUUCAACGUUAUAGAGAUAAAUUGAUGAUAUUUAAAUGAAAUUUUAAGGAACUGCAAAAACAUUUAAC
Molecule: messenger RNA, 997 nt
Organism: Papilio machaon (common yellow swallowtail)
Lineage: Eukaryota; Metazoa; Arthropoda; Insecta; Lepidoptera; Papilionidae
Gene: bai
Product: transmembrane emp24 domain-containing protein bai
Exons: 6
Coding region: 142-768 (208 amino acids)
Biological process (GO): intracellular protein transport; Golgi organization; endoplasmic reticulum to Golgi vesicle-mediated transport
Cellular component (GO): Golgi apparatus; COPII-coated ER to Golgi transport vesicle; endoplasmic reticulum
Source: RefSeq, a predicted model, not a curated record